Molecule: messenger RNA, 891 nt
Organism: Haliotis rubra (blacklip abalone)
Lineage: Eukaryota; Metazoa; Mollusca; Gastropoda; Lepetellida; Haliotidae
Product: profilin-like
Exons: 2
Coding region: 165-578 (137 amino acids)
Molecular function (GO): actin binding
Source: RefSeq, a predicted model, not a curated record
GGAUCGCAGAUAAGACUGGUCCGCGAGGAUCUCGCACUGUGAAUCUGGGUCACACGAGAGCGUGCGCUGAACAGAGUGGUCAGACCAAAUCGGUGGGACGGAAAAUAUCAGCCACACCACGUAUCACCUCUUAGGAAGCAGAAAGCCUUUCUUAUACACUCAAGAUGUCGUGGGAUGAACAAGUUAAGACAAUGGGUUCCUACACGGGUGACAAGAUGUUUUAUGGUGCUAUCAACGGCCUAGACGGCAACAAAUGGGCCAGCAAGGGGGCCAUGGAAGUUUCACAGGAAGAAGUACUUUUCGCGAUCAAGGUCUGCUCCCAUAAUGGCAGUGAACUUGGCAAAGCGCAAGGUUCAGGAAUCUACCUGGCUGGUAAAAAGUUUAAGUUCUUGAGGUCAGAUAGUGAGGAAAAGAGCGUUACAUUCACCCGCAGUGAGAAUGAAAAGCUCCAUAACGGAUUUGCCAUUCUGACCAAACAGACAAUUCUAAUCUGUGUAUGUGAAGAAGAAGGAAAGGGAAGUGCUGCGUCGACAGGAGCGUGCAAGAUGGCGGAUUACUUACAAUCUGUAGACUAUUGAUGUGUUAUGUUGGAAUGUUAAGAAGAACAACACUGUUUGGAAACAAACUGGUGAUAGUCUACCACAUUCCGUUAUGGAUAAACGUGAAUGCUAUGAACGUCAUUGAACAUUUUCUACGUGUUUCUCUGUAUUUCAAUUUGCACGUCUGUGUAUAAUGUGUAAUCUUUAUAAGCCGUAUCCGAAAGAAAAUGUGCUCUAAUUAAAGAAUAAGUAUAUAAUACUUUUGCUAAACCUCAUAUUUUCAUCAAUUUGAAAUAUUUUGAAUAUGUAAAGUCUCUGAUGUGAUUAUAUUAAUAAACCCUUCCAUCCACUA